AUGAAAAAAACUUUUUGUUGCUAUGGUAAAACAAAGAAAUGGUUAUUUCAUUUCAUAUCAUUUAUCUUAUGUUUAACUUUACUAUUAUAUCGUACAUUUGAAUGGUUAAAAGCUUAUCAUUUAUUCAUUGAUGAUGAUCAUCAUAUGAAUGGAUUCAUUGACUAUUUACAAAAUUCCUAUUUAAAUAAACACAAUAUGAAUAAUGAAGAUCAUCAUCAUCAUCAUCGUCAUCAUGAGCAGCAGCAGCACCAGCAGCACCAGCAGCAGCAACAGCACCAACAGUAUCAGGAUGAUAUAAUAUAUAGUGAUAAUACAACAUUAAUGGAACCAAAUGUGAUGAUUAGAUUAUGCAAUAUUAAUCCAAUAAGGUAA
Schistosoma mattheei is the source of this 372-nucleotide messenger RNA. The record is from the annotation of a GenBank genome assembly. Lineage: Eukaryota; Metazoa; Platyhelminthes; Trematoda; Strigeidida; Schistosomatidae.